This is a messenger RNA of Paramuricea clavata, 548 nucleotides long. Lineage: Eukaryota; Metazoa; Cnidaria; Anthozoa; Malacalcyonacea; Plexauridae. The record is from the annotation of a GenBank genome assembly.
AUGGCGACAGUUUGUUGGGAAAACAAAGUAUUGUUGCUAGGAGGUAUGGAUGAGAAAGAGUUAGAUGACGUCAUUUCGUACGACACCGAGUCAGGAGAGACGACGCGAUUGCCACACAUGACGCAGAAGCGAGGUGGUUGCUGCGCGGUCAACACUCCCACUGUUGACACGAGCAGUGAUUGCUCGUCUGACACGAGCACCGAUACUCUGGUCGCGUUAGCAAGUUUACGAAGCCUCAACACAGUUGAAAGACACGAUAUCCACAGCCACGCGUGGCAAGAUAUGCCUCCCACGAGAGAAGCCCGAGAAUUCUGCACAGCGGUCGUUUCUCCAGUAAAUUUCGAGUUAGAACAAUGAAAAUAAUUAUUCCUAAGAACAAUGAGAUGAGAUGAAAGAUAGCAUUCGUUCUUCUCAAAAUCACGAACAAAAAUUACACAGGAUCUGCUCAACACAGACCGUGAUACGUUUGUAAUAUUACACAGGGAUAUAGAAUUUUUACAAAAUUAAAUGUUAAGAACUUUUAACUUUCAGAACUUUUAACACUAAAA